Molecule: messenger RNA, 4596 nt
Organism: Toxorhynchites rutilus septentrionalis
Lineage: Eukaryota; Metazoa; Arthropoda; Insecta; Diptera; Culicidae
Exons: 1
Coding region: 1-4596 (1531 amino acids)
Biological process (GO): DNA integration
Molecular function (GO): nucleic acid binding
Source: RefSeq, a predicted model, not a curated record
AUGGACAAACUGGUCGACUUCGCUCUGGAGGUACAAAACCUUUGUGCCACAAUAGAAGUUUAUGAUGAAAGUCUCUAUAUGUGCGAUACUACCCUGCUCAAGGAGUUUGUCAUCAAGCUUCCUCCGCAAAUAAGACUGGACUGGGCACGGUAUAUAAGGAAGUUGUCGACAGUGAAACUCUCAACCUUUGGUCGGUGGAUAUAUAGUUUAGCGGAAGACGUUAGCGUGGUUUUCGAAUCUCAGAGUCGAGGAAAUAAGCAACCGGAGUUCCGUGGAGCUCGAAGAGAAAAAUACGUGAAUACUCACGCGGAGUUUAAAUCUCAUGAGCGAGACACAGCGCAGACAACAAUUAGUAGUUCUUCGGUAAACCUCGCAAGUGGCGAAGGUAAACCAUGCCCAGCCUGUAAGGGCGAUUGCAAAAAUCUUGGAAAGUGUAAACGUUUCCAGGAGUUGUCUUACGAGGCGAGAUGGGCGACCGUUCGUGGCUUUAAUUUCUGUCGGAAGUGCCUACGUCAGCAUAAGGGAGGCUGUUACUCUGGAAUUUGUGGAAAAAACGGCUGCACGUUUAAACACCAUGUAUUACUCCAUAAAGAUUUCACUCCUCCAGCAGGAUCAAGUGUUGGCAGUAGGCAUGAGACCACAAAUCAGAAAGAGGAACGCAAUAUUUGUACUCAUCAAUCUGGUCUUGUUCCGGGAUCGUUUCGAUACUUACCAGUGACGUUGUUUGGUGAAGGAGUUCAAGUGCAGUGUUAUGCAUUUUUAGACGACGGAUCAGAGCUGACCCUCAUCGAUGAGGAGCUAGCCGAUGAGCUCAAGCUAUCUGGAGAUAUUCGCCCUCUCUGUCUCAAAUGGACGGGCGGAACACACCGUAAUGAGUCUGACUCUAGGAGCGUAAAUGUCGAGAUAUGCGGACGUGGAGGUAAACGGUCUUCGCUCCAUGACGCCAGAACGGUAAAGCAACUGCAGUUACCUUUUCAAACUUUAGAUAUACAACAUCUAAGAUCAAAGUACGGUUAUCUAUACGGACUUCCGAUUGACUCGUACUCAAAUGUUCGUCCACGCAUACUAAUUGGCUUACGCCACGCUAACCUUAUGCUAGUGCGAAAGAGUCGAGAGGGAAAAGUUGGUGAGCCGAUCGCAGUAAAGACUAACCUCGGUUGGACUGUAUACGGAGGCAGGGCGAAUGAGAAUUCCGUGAAUACUAUCAGCCAUACGUAUCAUAUAUGUACCUGCAGUGAACAGAACGCGAUAAAUCUAAAUCAGAUGGUUAAGAAUUAUUUUUCCAUCGACAGUUUGGUGGUCAAUCAAAAUCAGCCACAAUUGUCAAAGAAUGAUGAACGGGCAAUGCUUCUGCUUGAAUCCCGCACACGCUUCAAUGGACUUCGCUAUGAAACGGGACUGCUGUGGCGUUCUGAUAAAGUUCGUCUUCCAGAUAACAAAGAAAUUGCUGUUCGGCGUUGGAGGUGCUUGGAGAAGCGCAUGGAAAAGGAUGAAGAAUUGGCAAACAUAAUGAAAGAAAAAAUCAAAGAGUACGAAUCAAAGAACUACAUACGAAAAUUAUCUCAGGUUGAGCUCGCGGAGAAGCAUGAACGCGUGUGGUACUUACCCAUUUUUCCAGUAUACAACGUGAACAAACCAGGAAAAAUAAGGAUAGUAUGGGAUGCUGCAGCCCAAGUGUAUGGAACGUCUCUAAACUCGGCACUUCUUACCGGACCGGACCAGUUGGCUUCGCUGGUGGGUAUUCUGUAUCAAUUUCGAGAACACCAGAUUGGUCUCUGUGCCGACAUUCGCGAGAUGUUCCAUCAGGUAGGAAUCAUACCUGUGGACCAGCAGUGUCAACGAUUCCUGUGGCGGGAUCACGCCGAGCAGAAUGAGCCGAAUACUUACGUUAUGCAAGUCAUGACGUUUGGGGCGUGCUGUUCUCCAGCAACAGCCCAAUUUGUAAAGAACAUAAACGCGGAUAGAUUUAAGGAAGAAUAUCCAGAGGCAGUGAAUAUCAUCAAGCAAAAGCAUUACGUAGACGAUUUGGUCAUGAGCGUAGAGACAGAGCAGAAAGCAGUUGAGCUGGCUGAAGCGGUACUAUUAAUUCAUAUGCAGGGCGGAUUCGAAAUCCGCAACUUUGUGUCGAACUCACCGUUGGUGCUAUCGAUAAUGAACGGAGAAAAAUCUGUGGAGAAGGACUUAAAUAUUACAGCUGAACUUUCGAGCCAGAAAAUCCUGGGCAUGUGGUGGGAUACACGCGAUGAUGUUUUUAAAUAUAAAAUCUGUUGGACAAGAUUCGACAAAGCACUACUCGAAGGAAGACGUUGUCCCACGAAAAGAGAGAUUCUUAGGACAUUAAUGACAAUUUAUGAUCCACUUGGCCUCAUUGAUUACUUUUUGAUAAUGCUGAAAAUUUUGCUGCAGGAGGUGUGGCGCGCAAAUGUGCAGUGGGAUGAGACUGUCUCCGAGAGCCUAUUCGAGAAAUGGCGUGAAUGGCUAUGCCUGCUUCCUAAGCUAGAACAACUUCGAAUUCCUAGAUGUUACCAUCAAAUAACGCCCACCGACGCUGUUGCUGAUUUGCAUGUUUUUGUUGACUCGAGUGAAAGUGCUAUGUCGGCAGCUGUAUUCCUACGAUUUAUGAAAGGAAGGAUAGUAGAAUGCGUCCUGGUGGCUGCCAAAACUCGGGUAGCCCCCCUUAAAUAUACUUCUAUUCCACGAUUGGAACUUCAGGCCGCAGUUCUCGGAACAAAAUUAGCGGCAACCGUUAUGAAAAAUUUAACCUUUGAGCUCUUGAAGCGAACGUUCUGGACUGACUCACGGAAUGUAUUAUGUUGGUUACGGGCUGACGGCAAACGAUAUAGUUCUUUCGUCGGAUCAAGAAUAAGCGCAAUCUUAGAGACAACAGAGCAACGCGAGUGGAGAUGGGUUCCGACUCAAUUAAAUGUAGCCGAUGACGGAACACGAUGGCGCAGCCGACCCAAUUUAUCGUCAAAUAGCAGGUGGUAUAAAGGUCCCGAGUUUCUGAUACAGGACGAAGGCACAUGGCCCAUCUAUGCACAGGAACCUAUUUCCACGGAGGAAGAAAUGAGGCAUCGUGUAUUUUUCCAUUGUAAGGCUUCCGAACCAGUAAUAGACGUCAGUAAGUUUUCUAGUUGGCGACGGAUGCUAGCAGUGACCGGAUAUGUCCAUCGGUUCUGCUCAAAUCUUCAAUGUCGUAUUCGUGAAGGUGUGCCGAUCACGGGUCCUUUAUUGAGUGAUGAACUACGAAAGGCUGAAGAAUAUCAUUAUCGGCAAGCGCAACGAGAUGUAUAUCAAAAGGAAAUCGCACUGUUGGAGACUUCAAAUGCGGCGGUUCAGAAGACGAGUUCUCUGUACAAAUUGAGUCCGUUUAUAGACAAACUCGGCGUCUUGCGAAUGAGAGGCAGAACCACUGUAUGUUCGUAUCUGCAUAGUGAUGCAAAAAAUCCAGUGAUUUUACCACCAGAUCAUCCAGUUACAUCACUACUUCUAGUAUAUCAUCAUGAGAAAUACAUGCAUCGCAAUCAUGAAAUCGUGGUGAAUGAAGUGCGUCAAAAGUAUAGUAUUUUCCGCUUAAGACAGUCACUUGCUAAUAUCCGCAGAAACUGUCAAUGGUGCAAAAAUCGGGACGUCCUUCCUCAACCGCCGGAAAUGGCAGAUCUCCCUGCGGCUAGGCUCUCUGCGUACACCAGGCCGUUUGCACACGUGGGAGUCGAUUAUUUUGGCCCAAUUGAGGUGCUUGUAGGACGAAGAGCCGAAAAGCGGUGGGGUGUUAUACUAACAUGUCUCACAACGAGAGCCGUCCAUGUUGAAGUGGCUAACUCGCUGACAACAAGUUCCUGCAUAAUGGCCCUUCAAAACUUUAUCGCUCGGAGAGGUACACCUGUAAGCUUCUACAGCGACUGUGGUACUAACUUUGUGGGUGCUAAACGUAUGCUACAGGAGCUAUAUCAGAAAUUUGAUCAACAUCAGCUAGCACGAGAAUUCGUAACCUCGUCUACAGCUUGGCACUUUAACCCACCGGCGUCACCCCAUAUGGGUGGCAGUUGGGAACGCCUCAUAGGAUCGAUCAAACGAAAUCUAUCAGAAGUUCUAAGCCGGAAGCGACCGACUGAUGAAGAGCUGAGGAACGCAUUGACGGUAAUAGAAGGUGUACUUAAUUCGCGCCCUCUAACUCAUGUGCCCAUUGAGGACGAGGCAGCGCCUGCAUUAACACCCAACCACUUUUUAUUGGGUUCAUCCGAUGGAUCCAAACCGUUGACGAUGAUUGAGACGGACACGGCGACAUUACGACGUGGCUGGCCAACUUCUCAAUGGUUGGCUAACUUAUUUUGGAAGCGGUGGGUUAGAGACUAUCUUCCCGACAUCACACGGCGAACAAAGUGGCACAAAAAGGUGACACCCCUCAAGGUGGGUGACAUAGUAGUCAUCGUGGACCAUGAGCACCCCAGGAACUGCUGGCCUAAAGGGCGAGUCAUUGGUGCGGUACCCAGCGGAGGACAAACUCGCAAAGCGGUAGUACAAACGAGCAGUGGAAUCUACGAGCGACCUACUGUGAAGCUAGCGUUGUUGGACGUACGGCGCGAGGCGGAGUAA